AUGCGUUUUCAGUCGCUGGUGGUCCUGCUUAUCGCGGGCCUGGCAUUUCAGGUGCUCAGGCCGCGCAAUCAAGAGGCUCCUCGUUUCAAGCAUCUGUCCGAGGGAUUGUACAGCCUGACCCAGUGGUGGCAACCCAUCCCUGGCCUUUUGUACUAUCCCGUGUCUGUGUUUAUCGCUCGGCAGGAGGGCAAAUGGGUGCUGGUGGACGCGGGAGUGCUGGGCACGCAGCGGCAGCCGCAUGCCGCACAGCUGCUGGCCGCCCUGCAGGCCACCGUGCCUGCAGAGGAGAAGCUGGCGGCAAUACUGGUUUCCCACCACCACCCCGACCACACCGGCGCCCUCCCGCUGCUGUUGGAAGCCUUCCCCGACACGCCGGUGGCGUUUUACGAGGACGAGCGGCCCUUCCUGCUGGGGAACAAGACCUUUGCGCAGCCAGGCAGCCUGCAGGCCCGCCUGUUCCGCUGGAUUGGCCUGCUGGGCGAACGGCCCUUUAAGGCAAGAAGCAGCCGCCUGAGGGCCAUCGCCGGGCGUACUGGCAUUCAAAAGGCCUGCCUACGCCGGCUGGCGGUGCCCUCAGCGCAUCUCAGCAGCACAGCGUUCACUGUCGGCAUUUCGCCAUGGACCACCCGACAUCCUGCCCCCUUGCCUCAAGUGCCCGCCAGCAGGGCGCACGUGCUGGAGGAGCCUCUGGCCGACCUGUCUGUGUUUGGUGUGGACCAUCUCAUCUAUAUCCCCAGCCCCGGCCACUCCCCCGGCCACAUCAGCCUGCUGCACCACCCCUCCCGCACGCUGCUGGCGGUGGAUGGCGUCAGCUUCAUCAGGCCCUCGCUGCGCCGCAGCAGCCCCGGCGACGCAAACGACACUCGGGUGGUCUGGAGCUUCAAGCCCCUGCCCUUCCUGCCAGGGCUGACUCUGCGGGCGGAGCCGCACAUUGUGUGCCAGGGACCCGAGUGCGAGCGGGAGAGGGCUGAGAAGUCGUUCUGCCUGCUGGCUGACGCGAUGGAGUACAGGCGGGUGCUGGCUUCGCACGACCUGGCGGCAGCAAGCGGCGGAGGCUGGACGCAGCCUUGCCCAUGCGUGCCGCCCGGUGUUUUUCGUGGCUUUGUUGCAGGCUGA
Molecule: messenger RNA, 1116 nt
Organism: Chlorella variabilis
Lineage: Eukaryota; Viridiplantae; Chlorophyta; Trebouxiophyceae; Chlorellales; Chlorellaceae
Exons: 7
Coding region: 1-1116 (371 amino acids)
Source: RefSeq, a predicted model, not a curated record